Saccostrea cuccullata (small rock oyster) is the source of this 1730-nucleotide messenger RNA. RefSeq lists its product as uncharacterized. Bases 16 to 1248 code for a protein of 410 amino acids. The transcript has 7 exons. The record is from RefSeq and is a predicted model, not a curated record. Gene Ontology annotation, molecular function: protein binding. Lineage: Eukaryota; Metazoa; Mollusca; Bivalvia; Ostreida; Ostreidae.
CAGUAGUAACUCAACAUGGCGUUAGGGCCAGACUGGGUUUCUCAGUCCUGGUGCUUCUUAUGGAUGUUUACUCUAUUAUUAAGUGAAUCUCAGACGAAAAAGACACAAACAUAUUAUAUGCAUGGAAUAGACUGCGGAAAUAAGAAAUAUAUAGGAGGUGCCACUGUGUUAUCCCAUCGAGAGGAAAACUCGGAAUAUUACAUGAACAAUAAUGAGUGUAAAAUGACUUUUAAAGCCGAUAAUGAAGGCUGGAGAAUUAUGUUACGUUUUCUAGAACUAGAUAUUCCUGAUAUAGACCAAAAUACUGGAAUAUGUAAUGAUGCCUUGUACAUGUAUGAUUCUGAAGACAUCUUUACAGGAGCAAUGUUAGAAGCAGGAGGAAAUUUUGGAUUAUGUGGUAUCCAGCCUCCACCAAAUCUGCUGGUCUCCACAGGGCCUUUUAUGACGGUCCAUUUUAGGACCAACAAAAAUGGAGAUUUAAAAAGAAGAGAAAUUGGAAGGGGUUUCAAAUUCAUAGUUACAGCAUUUAGUGAAGAUUUUCAAAAGUAUAAUUCCUGUGGCACACAUUUCCAGUGUGGUAAUAGAUAUUGUAUAGAUGAAGACCUCAAGUGUGACAAAGUGGAUCACUGCGGUGAUAACUCUGAUGAGGCCAUGGAGGGGUUUGCUCAGUGUGGCGUCAAAGAUGAUGGCUCCUUUCUCAACCGCUUCUUAGCCCUCGGAGUAACGGCCUCGGUGACGAUAACUGUCGGAAGUCUCAUCGUUCUAAUCGUCUGCAUUGUCGCCGCCGUCUGCUGCUGUAAAAAAGUAUUUUGUAAACCGCCCCCAGAGGGCACCACUAGUUCGCCACAUAAUGCUGCCCCCAACAAUUUGGCAGCAAAUGGGGUUCCACCCUAUAAUCAAAGUCAAAGCACGUGUAACUCUUCGUACCCUCCUAGUCGGGAAUAUAGCGAAUUUCCACACACGCAUCAGGGUUACUUCCCCAUGCAACCCGUAUACCACCCUACCGCUCAGCAUGGCACAGCGCUGUACACUGCUGCUUAUACUCGUGAUGUUUUAGUAGCUAACACUCACAAUUCAGGAAGUGCUUAUUCCUCUCAAUCUCACUCUCAUUCACAGCCCCCCUCCCACCACCGGUCCUACACCCCGACAAGCUCCCGCUCGGGAAAGUCCACGCGAUCUAAUAAUAGCACCAGUGUCACCUACUCCCAAGGCACGGACAAGAUUGCACUGCCCAUAGCUAACCUAUAGCAGAGGAAGAACAAUGGAAAAAGGAAUUGUGGGAUAUGUUGUGAGUGCAUUGUGGGGAAAAAAAUGGCAGAAGAUGGAAAAAUGACUUAUUGCAGUGCUAUAUGUACACUUGAACUUGCAGGGCAUUUGCUUUUGCAGAUGCUAAGAAUGGUUGAAACCGAUGUGUAAAUGCCUAAGUUUUGUGCAGCAAUUUGAUUGUGUUUUAUUGCUGUGAUAUAAAUGAGCUGUUAUGUGGUUAGGAGAAUGUGAAAUUGUGAUGUGGAUGCCACGUGACCUAUAGCUACUAAAUUUUAAGGAUUUAGCCUUGUAGACUUGUAAAAUGACAGAAAUAUUAUGAUCUCAGGAGAUAUUUGUAUAGCACAUACAAUGAUUAUGUAAUUUUUUUUUUUAAAACUUGAAUUUGUAGUGUGUUCAGUUAAAGUGUCAUAAUUGUCCCUUAUAAAACCACAUGUUUAUUUCAACAUUUUAAAAUGAAAUUAUGC